Pseudo-nitzschia multistriata is the source of this 1155-nucleotide messenger RNA. Lineage: Eukaryota; Bacillariophyta; Bacillariophyceae; Bacillariales; Bacillariaceae. The record is from the annotation of a GenBank genome assembly.
CGACACAAGCCAUUUMAUGUAGUAUAUGGAUUUCUGCCCAGGGAUCAUUUCGCCAAUUGCUGCUCUUGCUGUGACAACCAGUUKCACAUUAUUGUCGUUUGAAAAAUUGAAACCGCUUUCAAUUGAUUGUCACAYCGAAUCCAAAGUUAGUCGAAAUAGAAUGGGUGGUAACGAAGAUGAAAAUCCGAUUUGGUCGGCUAUUGCGGAGCCUCUGAGCUCAUUGGUAGGACUUCAUCAGAAUGAUGACAAGGAGGCUAGUAGAAAGGCUGCGGCAAAAAAUGAAGAAGCCUACAAAAAGCGUUUCCGUAAGCGUCUCCARGGCCUYCAAACGGAGGUAGAAGAGGUYAACGAAGAGGCMACGAGAACUCGACAGCAGCUGUGGGAAGCUCAAGAUAAACUGAGAAGUUCGGAAGAUCAGAUCAGAAAACUAGAGAAUCAUCUGAACGAAAUAUUGGAAUUGAGGGAAAAGGACCUGGAAAGCCUUAAGUCACUCCGGGCAGCCAAUUCUGAAUGUGUAGAAAUGGAAAGCAGAGCCCGAGAAGCCAUGGAAGUCUUCAAGAAGUGUUACAAAAGAGCUCAGCUCAAAUUAAAGGAGAACGAAGAGGAGAUUGCGAUGUUGCRGGAACAAAGGAAUUGUGUGGAACGUGCACACGAUAUGGAUACUGACGUCACGGAUGCAAUGAUCGAUGGGUCGGCGCUUGAAUACAUCAAGACUGUUUCUAACGAAAAAGAAGAAAGAUUGAAGCAAAUKUUGUUUCAUACAGAGAACGAAGUAGAUYUAUGGAAAAGCAAAUACAAAGUAGCCUCGCGACGCUGCGYCAAUUUUCAAGAACAAAUUACAGCCAUCGAGCAUCCAUCCGAAGCAUCGGUAUACAUGGAAAAACAGAGGAUAAAGAUCGAGCAACUAGAAGAUCAGUUAGAAGAGACGAGACAACUUGCGCARGAAAAAGUAGAAGAAAGGGAUGAUGCCUUAUUCUACCCAGGAUAUACCGUUGAUAGUAUUGUUCACCGAGGACUCUGUGACGAAGAUCUAAAWGGAAGCGUGACGAAAGACUUGAUGAAAACAAUCUCGAAGCUAAACUGCGCUGGUCUUCCAACGAUGCCCAACGCAUGAGUGUUUGGAGAKAAAAGGAAUAAUCAAUCAUUGCGUUCAGU